AUGGCACACAACCUAAGAUCAAACCCAAAACGCAAUCCUAGGUACACAAAUGACAACCUUGAACUUUCACCCAACACAGAAGAAGCCGACACACAACCUAAGGACAAGAUAUCCAACCAACUAGGGACAGAGAAGACAACACACACUAAACCAUCACAAGAACACCAAAAUGAAGAGGAAUUACUCACCACAGAAGAACAUCAGACCAAACAACCUGAAGGAGAAGAACUUCACCCUAAGCCUAUCCAAAUGGACACUACUCCAACUACAAUCCCCACUACAUCUACACCACCUAUGGACCUAACUACACUAAUGACAUUUCUGAAUUCAAAAUUUGACAACAUAGGCCAUAAGAUUGAAACCACUAACCAAAAAAUUGAACACAACAACCAAGAAAUGACACAUAUCAGACAAACCAUCGAGAACAAUAACAAAAAAAUCGAAGAUAACAGUCAAAAAAUGGAACAACAAUUUACUGAACAUAGGCUCCUAAUCACUAAUACUAAACAAGAAAUAACCCAGUCACUCAAGACAUACAUCGAUGAACAGUGUAACAAAAUUACCACCGAUGUUAACCAAAGAUUCACUGUACAUGACACUAAAAUGGAAUCAGGACAAAAGGCCUUAAAAGAGGAACUAAUAAAUAAAUUUGAAUCUCAACUAACCUCUUUCACAAAAAACACCGAUUUAAAAAUCGAAAAUUUAGUCAAUGAACUACCAUUAACAAUCAAACACCAAACAGAACAGACUAUCAAACACAAUAAUGAGGAACUCGAAGAUUUAUUUGAUAGCAAAUACAAAGCCUAUGACAAACAACUAAAUCAGACACAAGACCGAAUGGAUCAAAUCCACAAAAUUACAGAACAACAUUCCCUAAGUUUAAAAGAAAAUACCACUCAAUUAGCCAAUAUACAUGAGAGCCUAACCCAACUAAAGAAUACACCUAGCCUAGAAAACCAAAACAAAGCUAAUGUUAACACAACAGGGAUACCUGAGGUAAUUAUUCAUUAUGAGGGCAACUACCAAAACGAGCUUAAUUCAUCCUUACCUAAAUUCAACAGAAAACACAAGAAUCCUUUAGUUUUCCUCGAACAAUUUGAAAAGUACUAUGAGACCUAUUUAAAACGAAGGGGCAAUAAAAAUCCACUAUCAUACUUAGAAAUGAUCGAAAUCAGCUUAGAAAAUUCUAGUGCUAGUUGGUACCAAAUAAUUAAAGAUGACAUUUUAGAUUGGGAAGACUUUAAAAGAAAAUUUAUCAACCAAUACUGGUCACAAUCGAUACAGAGAGCUUGGCGCAAAAAGAUAGAAUUCGAAACAUACAACGAGAAAAGUAGGCUAUCACGAAGUGAAUAUCUAAUUGACCGCUCACUAAUCCUAAAAUCAAUCACACCAGCAUUCACGGAGACCGACAUUGUAAAUAUUUUGUCUGACAAUUUUAACAACAGAAUUAGAGACUCAAGCAAAGUACAGAAUGUCACGAUUCUCCAACAUUUUAUUGAUAUUUUAAAUAAAGAAGACUUGGAAGACAAAACAGACCGGACCAAGAAAAAUAAUGAUGAUAGGCCUAAUCAAUUCACCAACUGUCGGAAUCAAAAAAGUUACCAAGACACUAGAAACCAACAUCGAAAUUUUAACCCUAAUAUUCAAGACACCUAUGACAAAUACAACAAUUAUAUACCACGACCACACUACAAUAAUUAUAAUACCAGGGACAGACAAUCAUAUAACCAUAAUCAGAAUCACCCUCAGUACCAACGAAACCCACCACAAUAUCGACCAAACAACAAUAGCCAACGGUACGACCGAAAUAAUCGACAGAUGCAGAACACCCCAAGACACCACUCUAGGGAGAGAUACAACGAAAACCCGUCAAACUACAGGGGAAACAGAAAAAAUUCGCCAGAAAACAACAAUAGCCCACGAUUCGACAUUCGCCAUCUACAGCUACAGGGUCAACGACCAGAUCCAGAAGUGAGGUCAUCGAACUCAACCACCAGUUACAGCCGACUCACCAGGGAGCAGCAGGAUCUCAUCAAUAGUUUACAACUUGAGCCUAGCAGUACAACUAGACCACGGAGCGACUCACUACCAUCUACACGACACCUAGCGACUGGACACAGAACGAUGAGCUACGAACUUCUUUACCGACCUCAGUACUGUCAACAGCAGUCUAGAACCACGACUCCAAAUAACAACAAUCAUCCAAGUAACACUACGCAUCCGGAAAACUCCAACGCGUAA
Molecule: messenger RNA, 2241 nt
Organism: Homalodisca vitripennis (glassy-winged sharpshooter)
Lineage: Eukaryota; Metazoa; Arthropoda; Insecta; Hemiptera; Cicadellidae
Product: asparagine-rich protein-like
Exons: 1
Coding region: 1-2241 (746 amino acids)
Source: RefSeq, a predicted model, not a curated record